CUGCAUUACAUUUUACAAAAAUAAAUGUUAAACAUAGUUGUAAAUGAUAUUAUUUGGAUUUUAUGUUUUUAAUUCAAGGCAAAAUUCAUACAAUUCAUGAAAUGUCUUUUUUUAUCAUUAUGCAAAGCUGAGAUUACCCCUUUAAACUGAAAUGUGUUUGCCAGAUGGAAUAUUGAGAACGUGGAUUUCCGAGAUGGGUACAGUGCCGGCCCAGUGUGCGUGUUUGAUAAGCAAGGAAACGCUGUCGUCAUAUCCGCCUUCAACCAGUUCAUGUCGGCAUCCGUUCAUCUCCGAAAAAGUCCGGGAGUAGCGAGUGCUUACUGGGGCAUCAUGGGAGAUGUAGACAGCGUGCCAGCUGGCUUUGAGUAUCAGACCAUAAUCUACUACAGUCAACACGGCAUAAACAAGGCGUUUGAAGGGUGGGGACAAACACUACGGAAGUGGUACGGUAAACCAGACUUGCGGGCACAGGAUUCGACGCUAAAUUACAUCGGUUAUUGGAUGGAUUACGGCUCGUUUUACUACGACAAUCCACUUGAUAACAGUACGUACGAGCAGACGAUUCUGGAAGUUCAGAAAAAUUUAAAACAACAGAAGACCUCGGUUAAUUAUUUCCAGCUGGAUGACUGGUGGUACGUAAAGGAAGAAAACCAGACGACAGUGAUUACGUGGGACGCUGACGUCAACGCAAUACCCAGUGGGAUGAGGAAAUUUCAAGACGCCUUGAGGAACAAACUUGCUGCGCAGUGUGGUGUAUGGUCAGCCAACACGACUUAUGCGAAAAUCAACGGGGGUAACUUCACCUUUCUGGUAGAAGGUGACACAGCUCUGCCAAAGCAGUCGGAAUUUUGGAACUAUCUGUUCAGCACGGCUCAACAGUGGGGACUGUCUUUAUUCCAACAAGACUGGAUGAGGAAACAGUCGGAGCUGAUGUCGGUGUUUAAAACAGACCUGCACGUCGCCAGACAAUGGUUGGUGGAUAUGGGUGCUGCACGGAAAUACAACAUAGCCAUACAGUACAGUGGCGCCCUACCCAGACACGCCCUCCAGUCGGUGGAAGUUCCAUCAGUCACUCAGGUACGUGUAAGCGCGGAUUACAUGAAGGAUGCUGACCAAUGGAAGAUCGGGGUCACUUCCAUACUGGCCGACGCCCUAGGUCUGGCACCAUUCAAGGACACAUUCUGGUCAAACGAGACAGAGUCGGGAAACCCGCAGUAUUCGAGAGAACCAGCUCCAAUAAGACAACAAAUCGUGGCGACUCUUAGCACGGGUCCCGUUGCCAUUGGAGAUAAACUAAGCAGCCUGAAGCACACGAUGAAUUGCUGUAAUGCGAAUGGUUUGAUUCUGAAGCCAUCUAGACCGGCGACUGCGAUUGAUGCGCAGCUAAUUCAGGCAGCGUUUCAAGAUGGCAGCGGACCGGAAGGAGAGGUGUGGACGACGUACAGUCAGAUUGGACCGUUUAAAUUUGGUUUAAUAUUCGCUGCGAACCUCACCGGAAACUACUCGUUAGGCCAGACUGCAGCGUUUGGACGACAUUAUCCUGUAAGCAGACUGUUCUAUAUGGAACAACCAGCGUUCCAGUUUGAAUUUUCCGACAGGAAACCAGUGACACUGUGUUGUACCGAUGACUGGCCGUAUUAUCUUCUGUUUUACACUACACCUGUAAUUCGCUUCAAAAAUGUUGAAGUACUUCUCCUUGGUGAGCAUUUCAAGUGGGUUCCGAUGUCUCCUCGCCGAGUGAGUGACAUAUCUGUACUAAGUGACUCGAUUAAAGUGGCACUCGCCGGAAAACCUGGGGAACAGUUGACGUUUAUCUAUUCGGUAAAUUCCGACACUCGCUACCAACGCGUUACCAUAGGAACUGGCGGAACGACUGUCCUCGUGUUAAACACUACAGCACCAGCGACUACCACGGCGUCACCAGUCACCAGACUUACUACAGAGAGUGACGCCAAGCGCGUCACCGCAUCAUUUGCAUUAAUUAUGUUAAUUAUAUUGACGGUCACAAACCAGGUGUAAAAAAAGGAAAUCAGUUAUGCUGUCAAAAGUUUUAACAUUCCCAGACUUUGUUAAUGUACAUGAUGGGUAGACUUGCCAAAAGUUUAAUUAUCCGGAGAAAAUAUGUUCAUGAACUGACGGAAGAACAACAUUGUACUAUAAGACGCGACAAAUUCAAAUUCCACCCAAAUCUGGUCUCUCUCUCUCUCUCUCUCUCUCUCUCUCUCUCUCUCUCUCUCUCUCUCUCUCUCUCUCUCUCUCUCUCUCUCUCUCACUGUCUCUACCCCCGUUCUCUUCAUGUAUUCUUCAUUUCUCUUUCUCCUCUCCCUCUUUCUCUGUUUCUGUAUCUCAACCCAUGCCUCCCUCUAUCCCCUUUGUCUCUUUCUCCCUCUUCUAAUGUUUGCCUGUAUAUAGCAUUUUCAAAGCUGCAUUAGUUUUAGUAUUAUAUUUUGUGAGAUAUUUUUGUAGACUGUUUCAUAUUGUGUAUUUUUUCUUUGUUUAUGUAUUUUUGUAUAACAAAAACAUGUCAUAUACAUAGUAUUUAUGUUGAGUUAUAUCGAAUAUAAUAUAUAUAUAUAUGAAUGUAACCCAGGGGAUGAAGACACACAUUCACAUAACGGCAUUCAUCGUGUUUACGUUUACUAUGAAAACCACUUGAAUUAAUAGUGUUCUAUAGCUAGCAAUAUAUGGAAGGGCGCUGUACCCUGCCCCAGUUUUGUGUCCUAAUUCAUUGCCGUAAAAAUAAAUAAUAUUUAUAAU
Molecule: messenger RNA, 2757 nt
Organism: Gigantopelta aegis
Lineage: Eukaryota; Metazoa; Mollusca; Gastropoda; Neomphalida; Peltospiridae
Exons: 14
Coding region: 271-2019 (582 amino acids)
Source: RefSeq, a predicted model, not a curated record